Messenger RNA from Pipistrellus nathusii (Nathusius's pipistrelle), 1197 nucleotides. The record is from the annotation of a GenBank genome assembly. NCBI's taxonomy places the organism in Eukaryota, Metazoa, Chordata, Mammalia, Chiroptera, Vespertilionidae.
AUGCCCUGCUCCCUGCGCGCCAUUCUCUUCCGGGACCUGGUCCUGGGCGUGCUGGGCGUCUCCGCCUUCCUCGUCCACCUGGGCGCCGACCUGUGGGCGGUGAGCCAGUACGUGCUCAGCGGCCGCUACCUGUGGGCCGCGCUGGUGCUGUCGCUGCUGGGCGUCGCGUCUGUGGCGCUUCAGGUCUUCAGCUGGAUCUGGCUGCGCGCCGACCCCGCCGGCCUGCACGCCGCUCCGCGCUCCGUGCGCUGCCUGGCGCUGCUGCACCUCCUGCAGCUGGGCUUCCUGUACCGGUGCGUGCAGGGGCUGCAGCAGGGGCUGCUGGUGUGGCAGCAGGAGGCGCCCUCCCAGUUCGACUUGGCCUACGCCGACUUCCUGUCCCUGGACAUCAGCAUGCUGCGGCUCUUCGAGACCUUCCUGGAGAGGACACCGCAGCUCACGCUGGUGCUGGCCAUCGUGCUGCAGAGCGGCCGGGCCGAGUACUACCAGUGGGCUGGCAUCUGCACGGCCUUCCUGGGGAUCUCGUGGGCCCUGCUGGACUACCACCGGGCCCUGCGCACCUGCCUCCCAGCCAAGCCGGUCCUGGGGCUGGGCUCCUCUGUGAUCUACUUCCUGUGGAACCUGCUGCUGCUGUGGCCCCGCGUCCUGGCCGUGGCCCUGUUCUCGGCUCUCUUCCCCCGCUACGUGGCUCUGCACUUCCUGGGCCUGUGGCUGGUGCUGCUGUUCUGGGUCUGGUUGCAGGGCACCGAUUUCAUGCCAGACCCCCACUCCGAGUGGCUCUACCGGGCCACGGUGGCCACCAUCCUCUACUUCUCCUGGUUCAACGUGGCCGAGGGCCACACUUGCGGCCGCGCCACCAUCCACCUGGCGUUCCUCCUGAGCGACAGCGCGCUCCUGGCGGCCACCUGGGUGACGCAGGGCGCCUGGCUGCCCGGCGGGGUCCCGCUGCAGGUGCUGCUGCCCGUGGGCGGCCUCAGCUUCCUUCUGGGUCUGGCACUUCGGCUCGUCUACUACCGCUGGCUGCACCCCAGCUACCCCUGGGAGCCUGACCAGGUGGACGGGACCCCCGCCCCCCGCUCCCUCCAGUACUACGAGCUGCCCAAGAACAGGCGCAUGGACCAUUUGGCUCGGAAUUUUUUCCCCCAAGGCGAUGAGGCCGCUGUGCCGUGGCCGGGGGAGGUAAACGGGGUCCUCUGA